This is a messenger RNA of Ostrea edulis (European flat oyster), 2919 nucleotides long. RefSeq names its product paired box protein Pax-6-like. The record is from RefSeq and is a predicted model, not a curated record. Gene Ontology annotation, biological process: anatomical structure development; regulation of transcription by RNA polymerase II. Lineage: Eukaryota; Metazoa; Mollusca; Bivalvia; Ostreida; Ostreidae. Gene Ontology annotation, molecular function: DNA-binding transcription factor activity, RNA polymerase II-specific; RNA polymerase II cis-regulatory region sequence-specific DNA binding. The transcript is spliced from 6 exons. The coding region runs from base 1219 to 2280 and encodes 353 amino acids.
UAAAAAAAAAACUUAUACAUGUAUAACGUUGAAAUACUGAUAUAUUAUAGAUAUAUAAGUGGCUGGAUCUAACAUAUUAAAAAGAACAUAUUACUAAGGAGAGAAGACUAUAAAAGCGGUUUAUUUAAACAAAAAUAUGCUCCGAACAAUUCUAUAUGGUGUUCUAUGGUUAAAUAUCAACUAUUUUUUUUAAGCGCAUUUAAUUUCAUUGAAUUUCAACACCAAGCGUGACGCGGAGUAGUAUCGUUAAAAGCAACAUUAUGAAAACGUUGUCCGCGUCCUCUUGCGGCAUGCCGAUCAACAAAAUUAAAUUGUAUAUUAUUACAACCAAAAUUUUAAAACUAUAUGUAAGUGUUUGAAAGUACAUUCAUGGCAUAUUUUCAUUUUGGAACUGCAAAUAUGCCAGAAUAAACAUAAAAUUAGUUGAUGCGUCGCUACUUCGAGAUCUUUGUUUAUUGGUACAGUGUACCUAAAUGCACUGACAACUUUAAUAUUUACAAACUAUUGAAAUAUUUGAAAUAAAGCACAGCUAGCGAUUCUUUCCCCUAAUAAAUCUUCAUGAUUUAUAAUGAUUGCAAUUCUUCAUUAAUUUUCAACAAUAGCAUUACCACGAUUGUACACAGUCGAUUUAGCGUUGAUCAUAUAAUAUGAAUAUGAUUUCAUCUAUGAUAUAUAUCUAUUGAAAAUGAUAAACAAGAGGAGGGGUAUUCAAAUGUUGCUCGUUUUCCGUUAGAUCUCAAUAUUAAAAGGAAUAAAAUUUGAUAAGCAUCUAUAGAUUAAUAAUAUUACUGAAGUAAUUCCCGUCCCUGCCCGCGGAUACGCCCAUUUAAGGUUAUGAUUCUGAGGUAAACGCUGAUGAUUCCGAGGGCCUCUGUUGAUAUCCAUCUCGUAUUGUAUGCUCGACAACAGGUGCUUGUUUUGUCGAGGUAUAUAAACCUGAAUAACUAUCCCGUUACAAAAACUAACACGAACCGCUGUCGCCUCUGUUGAAAUUGUUGAAGUUUAGGGCCCAUUUUGAUAUUAUUCUCGCACAUUUUCUGACAAUUAAAAUUUGGACAUUAAGAGCGGAGAUGCGAUUCGUCAAAUCGCUAAUUAUCGUUCGAGUAUCUUCCAUUUGAUCAGUAAUUGAGCCGAAGUAAUUUCCUGUCGACCGUUUAAAUUAAUUCUAACGCGGCAGUUUAAAUUUCAAAUCAAUGUUUUAAUUCUGGACAGAAGUAGAUGAGUGCUGCAGAGAUGACAGGACUGCCAUUAUUUUCGCCCGGUACAGCGACAGACAGAAACGACGAGUCUGGAAAACCCACUCUCUUCCGACCAUACGCCCUCUCUCCUAAUCCGGGUCCCCGGUAUUAUGAUCCCAGAGACUUCCCAUCGGUCAACCAUGGCAUGCUGUGGGCCCCAUAUGUUGAUUCUGUGAUAAGCAACCGAAGAAGCGCAAUUGGUGGGAGUAAACCCAAGGUAGCCACGCCUACAGUAGUGAGGAAGAUAGAGGAGUAUAAGAAUGUCAACCCCACAGUCUUCGCCUGGGAAAUCAGAGACAAACUUCUGAAAGAAGGCGUUUGUACACAAAGUAAUCUUCCUAGCGUCAGUUCCAUCAACAGAAUUAUCAGAAACAGGGUGGCAGACAGAACGGCCCUGGCAUACGCCAGAAUGCUCAACAGUUCCUUCUACCCCUUUCCACCCCCACCGCCACCUCUUUGGAGAUCCAUGCUGUCUUAUCCAGAGAGCUCGUCUAUUUACAGACCACCACGUGCAUGUGAUUCUCAGCAUCACGUGGUGGUAUCGGAAGCUUCACAAGAAUUCCAGAGUCACCAAGACGAGCAGGUUACAGAUGUCGAGUCAAACAAUUUUCGCCUUAAUGUGGAAGAUGAAGAAGAACCUGGGAAUCUAGCAUCCAAACUACGACGAAACAGAACGACCUUCACUUCUGAACAGUUAGAUCUCCUGGAACAGUCCUUCCAAAGAGCCCACUAUCCAGGGGUUCAAACCAGAGAAGAACUCGCUACCAAAACCAACCUAUCGGAAGCAAGAGUGCAGGUGUGGUUUUCUAAUAGACGAGCAAAAUGGCGAAGAAGUCAGCGGUUUAGUUUCAUACAACAGACAGCCUUUCCUGUAUUUUCACCAUUCCCGCCAAUAUCGGUGGCCAGUAACUCCAGAUGUGUCACCCUACCGUCAGAGGAAACGAUCUCCAGCCAACGUCCCACUCAGAGCUGUGACGUCAUCGGUAGCCAACAAUCAGCGUUCACAAGAUUAAACUUUCCAGAGGAGAGAAAAUCGGUUUAAAGAUGUGUUGUAUCGUUCAGCAUCUUAUUGAUCUCAUUUAUUUGUAAAUUAUAGACUGAAAUAUUGAAGGCUGGAUAAAUGUGCAAUAGUGUACGUAACAUAGAAAGGAUCUUGCAUCGGUAGUAGUAUCAUAAACGACUGUACGGCCAUCUUGUCGAGUUGCCCAUCGCUUUGAUAUUCCAUGCAUUUGAGUAAAAGUAGAAAGGAAGUAUUUAGUGUUAAUUAAAUACAAAUUCAUCGUAGCUACAGAUCUGUACAUAGCUCGGGACAGACCCAGAGAGCUACAGGUCUGUACAUAGCUCGGGACAGACCCAGAGAGCUACAAAUCUGUACAUAGCUCGGGACAGACCCAGAGAGCUACAAAUCUGUACAUAGCUCGGGACAGACCCAGAGAGCUACAGAUCUGCAGCUGAUGGCGUCUAAGAUAGUUUAUUUCCAAGGAUGAAUUGAUAGUGAAUCCUUGUCAAGUCAAGUGAUGGGAUACAGUCCGUAGCCUGUAUCAGAGUAAUUCUGUACAGCUAUUACUGAAAACUUGAUCUCCCAUAUGUCAAACACAGGACUGACCAUACGGUCGUUAAAUCAUUGAUGUACAGGUAUAUGUCGAUUAAAUUCACUAUACUCAUUAAAAUUCUAAAGGUA